Choloepus didactylus (southern two-toed sloth) is the source of this 231-nucleotide messenger RNA. Its product is annotated as TP53-regulated inhibitor of apoptosis 1-like. The transcript has a single exon. Bases 1 to 231 code for a protein of 76 amino acids. NCBI's taxonomy places the organism in Eukaryota, Metazoa, Chordata, Mammalia, Pilosa, Megalonychidae. The record is from RefSeq and is a predicted model, not a curated record.
AUGAAUGGUGUAGGGAAAGCAUGCACUGACAUGAAACACAAGUAUAACAAGUGCUUUAAUUGCUGGUUUGCCAAGAAGUUCCUCAAGAGGGACAGCUCCAAUGACCCUUGCACUGACCUCUUCAAGCACUACCAGCAGUGUGUUCAGAAAGUAAUAAAGGAGAAGGAGAUUCCUAUUGAAGGACUGGGGUUCAUGGGCCACAGUAAAGAAAGGCCUGAAAGCUCAUCUUGA